ACUUUCAUAGCCCUCGCUACUACCAUUUUGCAGCGACACCACCCAGAUGAUCCGGUAGCUAACAAGACAAACACUGGCGAAGCAUUUCGUGUUCUGCAGCACAUCACGACACUUUUGGCAGCCGGGACACCGAUGAAGGAUCCUUACGCCUCUCAUGUAGUCGCUGUUACCGCCAACGUCCAGCGCGACGCAACCAACUCGCUCGUUCUAGUCUCUCAAAACGCGAAUAGCAGCACUUCUCUGCCGAAGACCGAGCUAAAGUCGCUGGGACCGGACGAGAGCAUAGGUGGUGACGAAAUCCUCAAGGGAUGGGCCACAAGGGACCUCGCCUCGCAUUCCAAGAACGUUUUCGCGAUCAUCGAUACACUUCGCAAAGACAAUCCCGACCUUGAGUCCGCCGUACUCCGAGAAAACCUAUUCCACCGAUACGCCGUCAACCACUGCCACGUCAAGAUUGCUGGCCGCAUUCUCAAGGGCAACAGUCUCUGGACGACGCAUCCUAUGGAUGCUCUCGCCGCCUAUCCCCUCUCAGAACUACGCGACCGACUUUUGUUCCCCAGGACGCUGCAAGUCGCUAAUGCUAUCGUGGGGUGGCUUGAAGCAGAAUACGGCAUUCAACCCGUCCCACGGAUGCCAUCUACGACUGCCAGUGACUCCAGAUCAGCGUCCUUUGAAGUCACUCGCGACAACGUCGGCCAAUGGGUCAAAGCACUCACGGAUACCUUCUCCCACCUGAAGGACGAAUUGAUUUCGAAUAGGCGAUACAAAGACGCGCUAGGAGAGCAGGAGGCGCUGCGUGCCUCUCUGCAUUUGUUUUUGUUCCAUCACUUGUUGAGGUGCCGAAUCAUCGACUUUCUGCUAUCGGAUGAAUCGCUUGCAGAGAAAAUGGUGAAGAGGCAGUCGCAUAUUUUAGGUUUGAACAUAGGACUUGCGGAGCCAGGCGGUGGAGAGAAUCCGGAGGAAGCACAGGAAACCGACGACGAAGAUGAUGAUGUGUUCGUUGAAGAUCGCACGCCCGACCCGUCCGGGUCACGCGGCCCCAUCGUUCGCUAUUUGAGGACAAUCGUUGCAUGGACUGCAGCCGCGGAAUCUCUUGCCCACCGACCUCCCCCGUCCCCUAUACAUGCCCAUCUUGUUUCUAUCCCCCAUCCCACCAUCCCAGACCUCGACACAGCUAUCGCCAAAUUCAAAAUCAGGAUCCUUGAACACCCUGGCUUGCAAGGAUCGAAGGAUGCGGCGGCAGCGCUUCUUGAACGCGAUUUCAGGUUGAAGCCCAAGGCCGUGAAGAAUGCGACGGUGCAUGUUGAAACACUCAUGAUGGCUCUUGCUCAUGCCUUCUGGUCACCAGGCGUCGCGAAGGAGUCCCAAAACAAGUUGGAUAUGACCGAGGAGGGUCGGAAAGUGCUCUUGGACGUAUUCCAAACCCCGAUUGCCACUAGCAAGAAGUGCUGCUGGUGCUGCUGGCAGCUAUACCGCUACUGGCACCCUGACGACGGCUUGCAUGCUCGAUCAUCGGGUGACGCUCCUCCCGAUAUCGUCCUUUUGGGCAGUCACUCGACCAUCUUUCCUUGGUAUCCUCCUUCUGUUGGAGUUCCAAUCGAGUUCCUAAGAGAGUUAGAGGCAAAGCUGGAGACUAUCUUGUUGGAUGUCAUGAAGGAGGGCUCGAAAUCGCAAAGCAAGUCUGGACAGUCCUCUGCUCGCACCUCCAGCGAGGAUGACCGCCCAAAACACGGGGCCAAGGUUCUACAGCUGUUCUUCAACGAUUUGAGUGUAUCGUGA
Molecule: messenger RNA, 1779 nt
Organism: Stereum hirsutum FP-91666 SS1
Lineage: Eukaryota; Fungi; Basidiomycota; Agaricomycetes; Russulales; Stereaceae
Exons: 4
Coding region: 133-1779 (548 amino acids)
Source: RefSeq, a predicted model, not a curated record